This is a messenger RNA of Rhinolophus ferrumequinum (greater horseshoe bat), 1696 nucleotides long. RefSeq names its product sperm acrosome associated 9 (gene SPACA9). The coding region runs from base 370 to 1047 and encodes 225 amino acids. The record is from RefSeq and is a predicted model, not a curated record. Gene Ontology annotation, cellular component: ciliary base; sperm flagellum; acrosomal vesicle. The transcript has 4 exons. Lineage: Eukaryota; Metazoa; Chordata; Mammalia; Chiroptera; Rhinolophidae.
CCAAACGCCCUCCGGGGCGGCUGGCUCCCCGCCUGGGACAAGUGGUCUCCCACCCCUCCCUCGCUGUCCCUUCUGCGCCUCUCAGCGGGGCGCCACAGGUCACUUCCAGCUGUUGCCUUCUAGGAACAGACGUGCCCCCGGUUGGGGGACCCCGCUGUGCUGAGACACCCGACAACACCCCGAGGGCACGUCGGCCCCCCGGAGAGGGCGGGAGGCGGAUCCUGCUUCUGGUUCCGCCAACACGCCCUGGCCCGGGCGUUAGGAGUUCCGUGGGCCAGCCCCGGCUCCUCUCUCUGGGCCUCAGUUUCCCCAUCUUCAAAUGAAGAAUAGAGACCCCUCUUCUCCUAUAAGUGACCACUGAGCAAGACAAUGAACGAGGUGAAAGAGUCUCUUCGAAAGGUCGAGCAGAAGUACAAGCUCUUCCAGCAGCAACAGUUCACUUUCAUCACUGCGCUGGAGCAUUGCAGGGAGACCGCCCACGACAAGAUCCGGCCAAUCACCAGCAUUGAACAGGUACAGAGCUACAUGGAUCACCACUGCAACAACUCCACAGACCGGCGCAUCCUGCUCAUGUUUCUGGACACGUGCGCCGAGCUAAACAAGCUCUGCCAGUGCUUCGAGGCCCUGCACCCGGGCACGGCGGUCACCAAUAACCUCCUCGAUAGAUGCAAAACCCUCGUGAACCAGAGCAACGACCUGAGCAGCCUGCGAGCCAAAUACCCUCACGACGUGGUGAACCACCUCAGCUGUGACGAGGCCAGGAACCACUACGGAGGCGUGGUCAGCCUCAUCCCCCUCAUCCUGGACUUAAUGAAAGAAUGGGUGGCCCACUCGGAGAAGCUGCCCCGUAAAGUGCUGCACGUGAGUGAGCCCAAGGCAUGCCGGGAAGCCACCGCGGGAACCGCUGGCCCCUCCCAGACCGCAGGCACCCGGCCUGGGUCACGAAAACACCAGUGUAGGCAGCUUAGAAAAGACAACCUCCAACCAGGGGGGAGAGACAGAGGCGGUCCAAAACCUCCCUGGAGACCACCUGGUGGGAAACUGUAACUCAAGACCCGUGACGUGCUCACGGCCGGUGCCGCCCCGUGGGGCGCCUUUACUACACUUGGUCUCCACGGGUCCAUCCAUUGUCAUUGGCACCACAGCCCCUGCCACUCCUCAACCCCAAAGGGCCACCCAGCGUGUUACUGAGACCCUCUCUCGCUCUCCUGCUUCAACUUCUAACUUUUCUCGCCUCUAAGCAGCAGGCUCUGUGCCCAUGAAGAGAGUGUUGGGGAGGCUGGGAACGAGCUAUGGCACUGCCUGCCUGGCCCAGGUCCCCUUCGAGCUCCCACCACCGCUCUGCCAGGCUCGCCCAGUGCAGGCCCAGCUUUCCAGGCGGAGCCACCCAGCCGGAGGCGGCCGCAGCGGCAGCGGUGGGCAAGGCGCCUGUGUGUGGGAGACGGCUGCUCCCACGGCGCGGGCCGCGGCGGCUCCACAGGGCACCAUCCUCAGUGCGAGCAGGUCUCCGCACCGCAGCCGAGAGGACCGGGCGCCUCUCCUGUCCUGUACUUGCGACCUGGACACUGAGAACAACUCCGGUCGUGUGGCUCCUGUACAAGGACGAUGCCCUGGUUUUCACAGCCUAAGCGAGGCCCAGGAUUGUAAGAUGUGCCCCUGGCUUCUGAGCUUGCCAGAACUGUCUGACCUUUGGUUU